Molecule: messenger RNA, 2971 nt
Organism: Chelonoidis abingdonii (Abingdon island giant tortoise)
Lineage: Eukaryota; Metazoa; Chordata; Testudines; Testudinidae
Gene: IL22RA1
Product: interleukin 22 receptor subunit alpha 1
Biological process (GO): cytokine-mediated signaling pathway
Cellular component (GO): plasma membrane
Molecular function (GO): cytokine receptor activity; protein binding
Source: RefSeq, a predicted model, not a curated record
UACCAGCAAGGGCUUUCAGGCAGGCAGUUCCUUAUCAGAAAGCAGCACUUGACUUCAGUUCAGAAAGCGGGGAACUUUUCACUCCUUGUGUACCUUUGUACGACACACUGCGUGUGUGGCCUCCCAUUCCCUCUUGCGCGCGCACGGCUUCAUGUGCUCCAACGGGAAUGAAGGCAGGCCGGUAGCUCCGCAGCCUGUUCCUGGCCAGCGUCGCUUACAUUCCUGAAGGCAGGAAAUUACUUCCCUUCAGAGGUGACUCACCUGGGCUUGGGAAACAUCCCCAUCGUCAUGUCCCAGCUCACAGAGUCAUUCAUGAAGGAGUCUCUGAUCUUUUGGGCUGUCUGUUCCCUGGUGGGCUGUUCGAUUGCAGAGAGGUCACCGCUUCUGAAACAUGCAGCCUUUUCUUCUACAAACUUUGAAAACAUCUUCAAGUGGGAAAGCGAAGCAGAGACUCCCCCAGGCACAGUGUAUGAAGUCCAGUACAAACGGUACGGGGAUGAAGACUGGCUUCAGAAGAGCGAGUGCCAGAAUAUCACGCAGCCCUUCUGUAACCUCACACACGAGACAGAAAACUUCAGAGAGCCCUACUAUGCUCGAGUGAGGGCCAUAGUCCAGAACUGCUGCUCUUCCGACUGGGUCUGCUCGCAGAGAUUCUACCCCAGAGAAGACACUACUAUUGGAAAGCCGGAGGUGAAAUACAUUCCUAGUGUUAGAUCCAUAAAGUUUUUCAUCCAACCCCCCUACACUCCUCUGAGAGAUGAGGAUGGCUCCCAGCUAACUGUGGAAGACAUCUACAGCAGAUUUGGUACCAUCGAUUACCACAUGAUGCUAUUCAGCCAAAAGACACACCAAGAGUGGGAAAAGAAUGAGUACAACAAAGAAUUUGAAGUUUCUUACUUGAACCCAGACACUGAAUAUAAUGUCACAAUAUAUCUCAAGUUUUUAGAAAAAAGAAGCCAGCCUCAUGUGUUUUGUGUUAGUACGUUACCAGACACCACCUGGCUCAUAUACUGUGUUGGGGGAAUUACAUUUGCUACAGGAUCGCUGUUUGCUGUGGUAUGUUAUGUGAGCUAUAAAUACAUCAAGCAACACACAGCACGGCCCAAGUCUUUGGACUUCAGAGGGAUUUCAGCCUUCCAGCCCCUCAUGCUAACAGUGGAGCAUAUUAUAAGCCCCAUUAAUGAUUUAUCCAAAACUACUCUGUACACUCCAGAUGUGCAGUUAAUGCCGAUUAAUCUGCUGCAGCAGACAUCUUUAUUCCCUUUGCAAAAACCUACCUAUCAACAACAGGCCAAUGUGUUGGCAUUUCAGCCCAUCAUUCAGCCAGUCAACCUAGUGGAUGGUUUUUCUUCAGCGUACGCGCCUCAAAUAGCCCAGGAAAAUCUACCAUGCGCGCUGAACAAGAAACCUCUGGCCUUGACAUAUGGAGUGUGCAUUGAAAGCCCAAGAUGCAUCAACAGGGUGCCAGACCAGAUGCUGCCGGGUAUUUCUCCUGAAAGGUUUGUCAGUGGCAAACUUAAAACCAAGACACCAGGUGAAAGGUACUGUGAUGAAAAUUACAAGGAGCAGAGGCCGAAGCUGGUAGAGAGAGGAUUAUGGGAAAGCAGUGACACUGACAUGACAGGAUCGGUGUUCUCCAUGGGGCCAGUGCAGCAGCUGGUGCUCCAGACAGACUGUGAGGAAGCUAACCUGCACAUGCCUCAGCAGUCACUAUCUUUGCAGCAGGAAGGAGGAAACUACAGACGGCAGAUGGCAGGGUUGCUGCCAUUGCUGUCCACACUGACAGUUGACACAAACUCAGAGGAUGGGCUUCCUCCAUCAUCAUCCUCCCCCUUACUAAAGUCAGUCUGUACUUGUGAUGACCUCCCUGAGGAACGCAGCACAGGCCAGUUGAUGUCAUUAGAUUCAUUGUCAUAUCCUGAAAACAAACUGCAGCCUCCGGACUUUCAAACAACUGAUGUGCUACCAGCAGCAAGGGAGCCGGGCUGCCUAGAACUAAAUGCCAUUGCAUCCCAUGCCUCUAGCUCUAUCCAGGACAAUGGCAUGCUUUUAACUAUGUUGUUCAAAGACUUGGAUUUAAAGGUACAGUGAGAGCAUGGCCAGGAUGAAAACACACUGAUGUGUUAGCACAGCAUUGAAUGAUCUCUAAGGGCCGGAUUCUGCCAACCUUUACUCAUUAAAGAUUGCCCUACUGGGCAACUGUCGUCACUCAAAUAAAUGGGACUCCUCGCUGAGUAAGGUACUAAUCAACAUGCAUAAGAGUGUUAGAAUCCAGCCCUCCAUUUUCAUGGGCAUGGGUGCCUUUACUAACUGCAUUGCUUCCAGGAAAGCUAUGUUAUCUUUGCACUUUAAUAAUACCUGGCUUUUUGUUUCUUGAAUGUCAAACUGAUUAUACCUAAAAGUUGGCCUAUUUUAAAACUAGAGAGGGAGCCCAAGCUCACCUGCCAGAUUCAAGCCCCAUAAAAUUUGGGUCAAUUUGGGGUGGGACUCAGAUUUCGUAGCUGACACCUGUUUCUUUGUACCAAAAAUCUCAGAUCUAAACUUUGGGGAAGUUCAGAUCCGGAUGAAGUCACAGUGAGAAACAAAUCUUGUUCAGAGAGGCUCUCAAUAAUGGUCAUUUCCCAGAUGGUAAUAGUAUUUCUAAGCAGAUUAUUUUUUAGAGAAUGGAGACUACAGAUUGGGCCUGGAGUCUCAUCAUGUGUUCGUCAGUCACUUAUCACUCGUCAGCCGGAAUCUAUCAGAGGUUCUGAAUCAAAGCUGAUAGACAGGAGAGUCAGUUAGCAAAGUCACCGGAAAACAAGGUUAGUUUAAGUUACACUCUUUUUCUUUGGCUUUUGGCUAAGAUCAACUGUAAUACCAAUACUGAUUUGGACUCUUCAUACAUUCCUUGGGUGGCAUACCUGAGCCCACUUAUCCACUGAUGCUUUAAAAACUCUCACACCCCAAUCUGGAUCUAUGCUGGUUAAUUGAU